Messenger RNA from Carcharodon carcharias (great white shark), 5840 nucleotides. It is a transcript of the gene atrnl1b, whose product is annotated as attractin-like 1b. The transcript has 29 exons. The coding region runs from base 1 to 4179 and encodes 1392 amino acids. Gene Ontology annotation, cellular component: Golgi apparatus. Gene Ontology annotation, molecular function: protein binding. Lineage: Eukaryota; Metazoa; Chordata; Chondrichthyes; Lamniformes; Lamnidae. The record is from RefSeq and is a predicted model, not a curated record.
AUGGCGGCUGCGAACGGCGUUGGGAACCCGCAAACCGGCCCGGGGCUGAGUCGCUGGAAUUGGAGUAAGGGGCCCUCAACGACGACGGCGGCUCGGGACGGCCCGGAUCCCUGCCGCUCUGGUGUCUGCUACGCUCUCCUUUACCUGGUGGUGUCGGCCCGUGUGGGGCUCUGCCGAGACUGCGACAAGGCGCCGUGUAUCUACGGGAGAUGUGUGAAUGGGAGCUGCGUCUGUGACCAAGGAUGGGUCGGCGAGCAGUGUCAACACUGCGGGGGCAGAUUCAAAUUAACUGAACCAUCAGGAUAUUUAACAGAUGGACCAAUAAAUUAUAAAUAUAAAACUAAAUGCACGUGGUUAAUUGAAGGAUACCCAAAUGCUGUAUUAAGGUUAAGAUUUAACCACUUCGCCACGGAAUGUAGCUGGGACCAUAUGUAUGUAUAUGAUGGCGAUUCAAUAUAUGCACCAUUGAUAGCUGUGUUCAGUGGUCUAAUAGUUCCAGAGGUACAUGGGAAUGAGACUGUACCUGAAGUAGUUACCACAUCUGGCUAUGCAUUGCUGCACUUUUUUAGUGAUGCUGCUUAUAACUUAACUGGAUUCAAUAUAUUUUAUUCGAUUAAUUCCUGCCCAAACAAUUGCUCAGGCCAUGGAAAGUGCGUGACAGGAAGUAGUGGCAGGGUGUUCUGUGAAUGCGAUAAAUAUUGGAAGGGAGAAGCUUGUGACAUUCCAUAUUGUAAGGACAACUGUGGGAGCCCAGAUCAUGGCUACUGUGAUCUAACUGGAGAGAAGCUCUGUGUCUGUAAUGAUAGCUGGCAAGGACCGGAUUGUUCUUUGACCGUUCCAUCAAUGGAAUCCUACUGGGUACUGCCAAAUAUUAAACCCUUUAGCCCCAGUGUGAGCCGUGCAUCACACAAGGCUGUUGUAUAUGGGAAGUUUAUGUGGGUGAUUGGUGGAUAUACCUUCAAUUAUAGUUCAUCGCAGAUGGUCCUUAAGUAUGACUUGGAGAGCAGUGGGUGGACGGGUGUACCCAUAACAAGUGUUGCAAGACCACCUUCAAGAUAUGGACAUUCUUUAACAUUAUAUCAGGAUGAUAUUUACAUGUAUGGAGGAAAAAUUGAUACUGAUAAUGGAAAUAUCACAAAUGAACUGUGGAUCUUCAACAUCCCCACUCUAUCAUGGACUAGAAAAACUCCAACAGUUCUAAACCCUGGCCAACAAUAUGAUGUGGAAGGGCACUCGGCACAUAUCAUUGAAAUGGACAGUGGGGAUGUCAUCAUGAUUAUCAUUUUUGGAUAUUCUGCACUUUAUGGUUACAUAAAUAGUGUUCAGGAAUACAAUAUAAAGACCAACACAUGGUUAGUGACAGAGACCAGAGGUGCGAUAGUCCAGGGUGGAUACGGGCACAGCAGUGUUUACAAUGCAAUGACAAAAUCGAUUUAUGUGCACGGAGGAUACAAAGCGUAUACAAACAAUAAAUAUGGCUUAGUGGAUGAUCUCUACAAGUACACAGUAAAUAGUCGUACUUGGACAAUCCUUAAGGAAAGCGGAUUUGCUCGUUAUCUACAUUCAGCUGUCAUCAUCAGUGGGGCUAUGCUCAUUUUUGGAGGGAACACCCACAAUGACACAUCUCUGAGCAAUGGAGCAAAAUGUUUCUCUGCUGAUUUCCAAGCAUAUGAUAUUGCUUGUGAUGAAUGGACAGUUCUUCCGAAACCCAAUUUGCAUCGUGAUCUCAAUAGGUUUGGGCACUCAGCAGUUGUAAGCAAUGGGUCUAUGUAUGUGUUUGGUGGUUUCUCCAGUAUGCUUUUGAAUGAUGUCCUUGUAUACAAACCUCCAAACUGUGAGGCCUUCAGUGAAGAUCUUUGCAUAAAUGCUGGUCCAGGUAUUAGAUGUUUGUGGCAAAAGCAUCACUGUGCUCCGUGGGACCUGGGCCACAGUAAUAGUAGUUUCCAUGAGGUGAAAUGUCCCCUCAAAACCAUGGCUACAGAUGACAGAUGUUUCAAAUAUACAGACUGUGGCAGCUGCACUGCCAAUACAAAUGGGUGUAAGUGGUGUGAGGAUAAGAUGUGUAUUUCUGCUGGAAGCAACUGCACUAUGUCUGUGACAAACAGUACCAAAUGCCGUAUGCAGAAUGAACAUAUUUGUAGCAAACUUACAAGCUGCAAGACCUGUUCAAUGAAGCUUAACUGCCAGUGGGAUCAGCGGAACCAAGAGUGUCAAGCUUUACCAGAUCUUGAAAGAGGUCUGAAAACUGGGUUUGUUGCUGCAAUUCCAGCUCAUCUUUGCGGAGAAGGCUGGAGCCAUGUUGGGGAUGUCUGCCUCCGGAUCAAUGCAAGUCGAGAAAACUAUGAUAAUGCUAAACUUUAUUGCUACAAUCUUAGUGGAAAUCUUGCAUCCCUUACUACAUCUAAGGAAGUUGAAUUUGUUCUAGAUGAGCUACACAAAUAUACAGUACAGAAAAUAUCACCGUGGGUUGGAUUACGCAAGAUCAACAUCUCCUACUGGGGUUGGGAAGACAUGUCACCUUUUACUAACACUACCCUGCAGUGGCUUCCUGGUGAACCCAAUGACUCUGGUUUCUGUGCUUAUCUAGUAAGAGCUGAAGUUGCUGGACUGAAGGCUUAUGCGUGCACUGAAAUGGCAGAUGGUCUGAUCUGUGAAAAACCAGUUGUCAGUCCAAAUCAAAGUGCUAGACCAUGCAAGGCUCCUUGCUCUCUCAGAACAACUUGUUCGAAUUGCACAAGCCAGAAUGUGGAAUGCAUGUGGUGCAGCAGUGCUAAGCGUUGUGUGGAUUCCAAUACAUAUGUAAUUUCUUUCCCAUAUGGACAGUGCAUGGAGUGGCAAACUGUGAGCUGCCUUUCUCAAAAUUGUUCCGGACUUCGUACAUGUGCACAGUGUUUGGAACACCCUGGUUGUGGUUGGUGCAAUGAGCCCACUAAUACAGGAAAGGGACAAUGCAUAGAAGGCUCUUCAAGAGGACCAAUGAAAUCUGCUGGGCAGAAUAUCCGAGAAAUGACACUUGAUAUGGAUCUUUGUCCAAAAGACAAAAGCAAUGAAUGGGCUUUCAUUCGGUGCCCAGCUUGUCAGUGUAAUGGACACAGCACAUGCAUCAAUGGCAGCACUUGUGAACAAUGUAAGAACCUCACUGUUGGAAAGCAAUGCGAAGCUUGCAUGCAGGGAUACUAUGGAGAUCCAACUAAUGGUGGCAGAUGCCAAUCUUGUAAAUGCAAUGGACAUGCAAAUGCUUGCCACGCCCAAACAGGAAAAUGCUUUUGCACAACAAAAGGAAUCAAAGGAGAUCAGUGCCAGUUGUGUGAAUCAGAUAACCGUUACCUUGGCAACCCGCUCAAAGGAACCUGCUACUACAGUCUUUUGAUUGACUAUCAGUUCACCUUCAGCCUCACCCAGGAUGAUGACCGCCAUUACACAGCUAUCAACUUCAUGGCUACCCCAGAACAGACAAAUAAAGAUCUUGACUUGUCCAUCAAUGCGUCAAACAAUUUCAAUUUAAAUGUCACUUGGUCCAUAGGAUCAACUGCUGGAACGAUAUCUGGAGAAGAAGUACCUAUAGUCUCAAAGAUGAACAUUAAAGAGUACAGAGAUGGCUUUUCCUAUGAAAAGUUUAAUUUUCACAACAAUCCAAAUAUCACAUUCUACGUAUAUGUUAGCAACUUUAGCUGGCCCGUUAAAAUACAGAUUUCCUUUUCACAACACAGUAGCUUUAUGGAUCUGGUCCAAUUCUUUGUCACAUUUUUCAGCUGUUUCCUAUCGUUACUCUUGGUGGCCGCUGUUGUGUGGAAAAUAAAACAAACUUGCUGGGCUUCACGAAGGAGAGAGCAACUCAUGCGAGAAAGACAGCAGAUGGCUAGUCGUCCUUUUGCAUCUGUUGAUGUUGCCCUGGAAGUUGGAAGUGAACAGCUUGAUAUCAUAAGAGGACCAUUAGAGGGAGCCCCCAAACCUAUUGCUGUGGAGCCUUGCUCAGGAAAUAAAGCUGCGGUUUUGACAGUUUUUAUAUGUCUACCACGAGGUCCAACUGGCACCCCUCCUCCUGGUCAAACAGGUCUUGCCAUAGCCAGUGCUCUUAUAGAUAUUUCUCAACAAAAACCAAGUGAGUGCAAAGAGAAGACCUCAGCAGUUAGGAACAGAAAACAACUCCCUCCUACACAUCAAGGAACUUGUGUAUAAAAGAUAUAAGAACUGUACUUGUUUAUUCUUUAGUCUUUUUUUCCCCCUUUUGAUAUGGCUUUAGUUUAAAGCCACUCAACAGCCUCAGUUUUUGUCGGGGCAACAGCAUAAGAAUAUUAAAACAUGUGCCCUGUCAUCUCUGCAUAUGAAGUCAGUGAUGGGUCCUGUACCAGUGGAUGGGGGUUACACUUGUCUUCCAUGCUGUCAGUUUGAUUUAUUACGUUUAUAAAUCAUUAGCCAUAUUUGUGAAUACGAUUAUGGAAGUAAAAUUUAAAAUGGUAAAUGACCACAGAAAUGUUAUUUCCAUUUUAGGCAUAUAUGCUGAUGGCAAUUGAUUGUUGUUUGAAUAACUAUCAGUUUUUAAGAAUGUCAAAGUAUUAAUGCAAAUAUGUUAACAGAGGACUGAAUGUUUUUGAUAUAUGUGAUACUGCGAUUUUGGUAACUGUGAAGGGGAGGAAAGAAAUGUGUAAAUGUGGAUGCAUUUAUAACCAUCCCUGAAGUCUCCAGUUAUUUUUAUUCUGCAAAGGUCAUAUGGAAUAAUACCACUGUGGGCAGUUGAUUCAUUAUUACUUGCAUGUUACAGUGGUGCUGGAGCAAUAAUUAGAAAUCAAUAGUAUGCUAAUAAUUUGAAAAAAAUAUACAAGAGUUGCAAUUUAUGAUAUUCCUGGAUUCUGUGUUUACAUUUCAGUCUUAGUAGGGAAUGCAAAAAAUACUUCACUGCUGUACUGUUGAAUCACAGUACAGGAGAGCAUUUGUAAAAAUGUUAUUUAUUGCAGACAUCUAAGGGAAAACUGCACAUAACUACAUUUUUUAAAACAAUUUCUAUUAAGCAAAUCCAUUUUGGUGUAAGUUUACUGGGACAACUGUAUAUCACAGACAAAAAGAAAAUACAUUUAAGCAUGGAAAGCAGAUUGUGCAGUUGCGGUUGGUGUUCAUUAUGUAAGUAACUUUGAUAAACACUUGAUUGAAAUGAUAGAUAAGUAAUGGUGAAGGACACAGGGUAGAAGAAUAAAGUGAAUUUGUGUUUUUUUGUUUGCCGGGCAGGUUUCAGUGGCUGAGUUUGUCACAUUACAGUUUAUUCAGACAAUAAAUUCUGCAAAGCUAUUCUGUUUUUUUUAAUUCAGACAUGCUGUAAUUAAAGAACAUGCGACAGGUUGACAGGGGACACUUGGGUUCAGUAAAGUGUCUGAUUCCAGUUUUCAUAUUUGGAGGAAAUCUUCUAGAGGAAUUGUAGUAGACAAUGAUCUUGGAUUUUUCCCACUGUGUAAACAGAAGCUGUUCUUUGUAUGUAACAUUUGUGUUGAAUUGCACUGAUCUAUGGGAUUUUAGUUCUAACCUAUAUUGGAAACACAUUUAAGUAACUCUGUAUUAAGGAUUGAUGGAAGCCCCAUUUUUUUGUCUCAUAUUUUGGACAAGGGUUCUGUGAUUACCUUAUUUUUUUUACUCAUUUGUUCCAUUUGUGUCUUGCCACGUAAUUCAUAAAACCAUAAAGUUGUCACAUCUGUAAAUAAACAUUUGACAGGGGCAGUCAGGUGAUUGCACAAAGAAGUAUUUUACACUGAAAUGUUUAGAUUUGUAUCAUUAAAGAACAGCUCACAUAAAUUCUGUGUUUACCUGGGCCUAUGUAAAACAUUUUUGAAGCUUCAACAUAAUAAAAAAAU